Molecule: messenger RNA, 1678 nt
Organism: Etheostoma cragini (Arkansas darter)
Lineage: Eukaryota; Metazoa; Chordata; Actinopteri; Perciformes; Percidae
Exons: 6
Coding region: 81-998 (305 amino acids)
Source: RefSeq, a predicted model, not a curated record
AGCAAAAAAUGAGGAGUUAGCCCGAACUUGCCCGGCUUCUUUCUUACGUUUUUAAAUCGGGAACGGGAAGUAAGGCCGAAAUGGUUCGCGAGGAGCUGGCGGUGCGUCUCAACGACAAAGAGUAUAAAAACUGGCUGAAAGCUGGACGAUGUCUUCUCAUACUGAAGGAUGGUCUGCAUCCCUUCAUAAACGACCAAAUGAGAGCUUUCCAUAGAGAUCUGCUUAAUCAAAACACUCUGCUACGGAAACCGUGUGUGAUUUCUUGCAAACCCAGAGGGAAUAAGCUUUUCUCAGCGUGCAGGAUGUGUUCCGAGUGGCAGACAGUGAUCCUAAGUCACCACAGACAACCAGAUGCCACAGUGAACUGGGACAACUGUUUCCCUCCCAACUGGAGAACAGACCACUGGGAACUGGCCAAGGCUUACAUGCCACGAGGUCAGGGGAAAGUCAAGGGGGCGGAUCAAUGUGAUGCCUCGGCUCUGCUCAACCUAAUCAACUACUGUGAUUGUUUCCGAUCUGUGGAUCCAAAAUUUGUGAGAGAGGUGAUCCGGUACAGGAACGAGUUGAUGCACUCUUAUGAGUUCCGGGUGAAGGAUGAAUGGAUGAGCCAAUACCAAGCCACUGUGAAAAAGGUUGUGCGGCAGUUCAGCCACGUACCACAGAUGGCGAAAGUUGGCCACCAGGUCGAGGAGAUGCUCAGCGUGGAUUUGUCAAUAUGUGUCUCUGGUUUGGACCGAAUGGAUUCUGCUAACAUGGAUGGAAUCGAGUGUGAUUCUCUCAGCCAAUGGGAGGCCAGCGCCAACUUAAUUAGCCAAUGGGAGGCUGAGUUGCUACAAGAAAGUCUGCACGGGUUACUUCAUGCUGCUGCUGAUGAUACAAUGACUCCGGACACUGAGCAGCUGAAAAAACUGUGUAGUUUCCUCCAAACCAACAGAGAUCUGGGUGAGAGGUUUUCUGAAGAGCUCCAGGCCAUCAACUCACUAGAGGCCAGAGAAUAAAAAAGAAGAAAGUGGUGAAAAAGACAACAAGGAUCAUAUUGCGCAUGGUAUUUACUGUCUGAAAUAAGUCAAGGUCAGAAUUGAAGCAGAUCAAGGGAUUUGUGACAAGAUUGUUCAUGUGUAAAGUAUGUCAUUGAAAAUGUAAAUAACAAAUCUGACAAAACCCAUUGAUUCACUGACAGAUCUUUAUUUUUGUAUUUAACGUAAAGUGCUCAUAUUAUGCUCAUUUUCAGGUUUAUAAUUGUAUUUAGAGGUUGUACAAGAAUAGGUUAACAUGGUUUAAUUUUCAACACUAUAUUUUUGCCAUACUGCACAUUGCUGCAGCUCUUCUUUUCACCCUGUGUGUUGAGCUCUCUGUUUUAGCUACAGAGUGAGGCAUCUCACUUCUGUUCCGUCUUUGUUGGGGUCCCACAUGUGCAGUAGCUAGGGACUACUAGCCAGUCAGAAGAAGAGUUUGAGGGUGUGCCAGGCUAGCAGCUAGGUGAGCAUUAUAACUUGGUUACAAAGUAACGUGCAUUUGUCAUGGAAGUAAAGGCUGGACUACAAUACAGCAGUUUGGAGCAGUUUGUGAACAGUGUUUUCUGUUGGAGAUGGUAAGUCCCUUUGCGGUGGACUUUGGGCCUUUUCCCUUUGUAAACCUUAACAUGCACAAAAAAGAUAUAUAACACAGUAAAGGAAAG